Molecule: messenger RNA, 2121 nt
Organism: Cetraspora pellucida
Lineage: Eukaryota; Fungi; Glomeromycota; Glomeromycetes; Diversisporales; Gigasporaceae
Source: the annotation of a GenBank genome assembly
AUGGAAAAGUCUGCAUCGCAAGGUCCAAAAAGGAGUCUUUCCUCCGGAUCAACUUUAAUGGGCAAUUCUGAUGAUAAUUUUUCAAGUAUCGUUGAAGACUAUGAGAUAAACAAAGAAAAUCCCAUAGGUUAUGGUGCAUCUGCCAUAGUAUAUAGUGCCAUAUAUAAACCUUUAAGCAAAAAAGUUGCAGUCAAAAUGAUUAAUUUGGAUUUUUUUGAGCGAAAUCAAAUCGAUGAAGUGAGGAGAGAAACACAGUUGAUGUCGCUAUCUAAACAUCCUAAUGUAUUACGUGUUUACGGCUCGUUCGUGAAUGAGUCAAUUUUAUACAUCGUAACUCCAUAUAUGUCGGCUGGUUCUUGCUCGGAUAUCAUGAAGACUUCAUAUCCCGAUGGCUUUGAGGAGGCAGUUAUCGCUACUAUAUUGAAGCAGGCACUUCAAGGAUUAGAUUAUCUACAUAAAGCUGGUCAUAUUCACAGAGAUGUUAAAGCUGGAAAUUUGCUUGUAGAUGAAGACGGAACUAUUUCGCUUGCUGAUUUUGGUGUAUCAUCCUCUCUUACGGAGAAUGGUGAUCGAAGGGGAUUUCGGAGAACUUUUGUUGGCACACCAUGUUGGAUGGCGCCGGAAGUGAUGAAACAUGCCGAUUAUGACUACAAAGCCGAUAUUUGGUCUUUUGGGAUAACUUCGAUCGAGUUGGCAACUGGAAAUGCACCAUUUGCUAAGUACUCUCCAAUCAAGGUCAUUAUGGUGACUCUUUCAAAUGAUCCGCCGACUUUGGAUAGAGAUGCCACUAAACAUAAAUAUACUAGAGCUUUCAAGGAGAUGAUUGAUCAGAGCUUGCAAAAAGAACCAUCGAAACGGUUAAGUGCUGAUAAGUUACUAAGUCAUCCAUUUUUCAGAACAGCUAAAAAAAAGGAAUAUUUGGUAACAAAAAUUUUGCAGAACUUGCCACCGCUUGAAGAAAGACCACAUAAAAGAGUUCAACAAAAACCAAUAACUUAUACCAAGGGAGGAGAUACAUGGGAUUUUCAAGAAUUGGAUGAGAUAACAUCCAAUCAGGAAGUCAGAAGUGUCACGUUCGACAUGCCUUCUGAUGCCAGUGAACUUCCAACCUCAAAGGAGGACUCGAGUGCAGCGACAAAUGUGCUACCAAAGAAAUCACGAUUUCUGCUUGUAGACCAGUCCACCAGCCCUGAGUCGGGUACACUGCUACCAUCAUCUAUACCCAGUACACCAUCCGAUUCAUCUAUUACUCAAUAUCCACUUUAUCCUCCAUCCUCAAGUGGACUUCAACACUCGACUAAUGAAGAACAAGCAGUUAAAAAAGGAAGGUUCAGUGUAACAGAAAGGACCGCUUCAGGUGGUUCACAACCUGAACACGAAAGUCAACGCCAUUCUUUAGAAAGAGCGCGAUCCAACGAAAAUCUCACAGAUAAAAAGAGUCGAUUUGAAGUCCAGCAAACAACUACACAUUCUUUAGAUGCUCUUACAGCUGCCACUGUGAAAAAUGAUUCCAUAUUGAGCAAGGAGGAUGGUGGAUAUUCGGAUACAACAACCACCGAGCAACCUACUAGCACUGAGAAAUCUACGAGCACUAAGAAAGGAAGAUUUCAAGUGCAAACAAAGAUUAAUAGUUCUACGUCAUCAUCAGGAACCUCACAUACUUCCGAUGUGGUAUAUUCACCACAAUCCACUAUCACGGGUCACUCUCCUAGUAUAUCCCCAACUUCAUCCAUUUUACGUGGACAAAUGAACUAUAACGCAAUGAAUGCUCAAAUUGCAUCGUUAUUACAACAGAACGAGACACAGCGCAAUUUGUUGAAAGACUUGCUUAACCUUUAUGGGGAUGUUAACAAUACGACUUCUUUAGAUAGUAGAUUGCUUUCGCAACAACAAAAUCAAAGUCCACUACAUUCACCAUUUCAAAAUGGAAAUUUUGAAUCUAAUAUAAGUUCGUCAAGAGAAAUGUCUGAAUAUUUGAAUCAUAUUGAUCGUCAGUUUCAACAUAUAUUGCAUGAGAAUGAAGACCUACGGAAAGAAAAUGAAAAUUUGCGAAGAGAGGUUGAUAGGUUAAGGAAACUGCAACCAGUUUCAAUCACACAUAAUACACCAGAAUUGAAUUAG